AGGAAACUCAUUCAACAUUGUUUUUGAGUCAUCGAUUUAACGUGUUCUUGUUUGUAUAGUUAGAUAUUUUAUUCAACAAUGAUAUCAUAACUGAUAUUUUCUGUUACGUUUAUAUAUUAGUUGUAUUUAGCGUACAUUUUGGUGGUCCAAUUUGGUGCAGUCAAUCAAACUAAAACCCUGCUAGCCUUGCAUUUAGGCAGGUAAACUUUCUCAGUAGUUUAAAAAAAAUUUUAUACAAUCCUAACCCUUCACCCACCUCAUAUAGGUUUAGGUUUUUUUUCCUUAACUAUAUUCUGUAAGAUUUACAGACGUUGUGCGUGUCGUUUCGAUUGAAUCAUUGCAAUGAACACUCUCAAACGAACGAUUCGUUCGAAUCGCACAUCUUUAGUCCGCCCAGUAGUGCGAUAUGCGCGUUCCUCUCGGCUUCCUGAAAUGACUUUCUUGUUGGAGAGGGUCCUACAUCACUUUACCACCAGCUGUGAUGUUUUCCGAACUGUAUUGAAAUAAAGUGUAUUCCCGACCUCCGCACUGCUGCCAGAAUGUCCUCCAUAGAUCCCUAUCAGUACAUCAUAGUUGAGCAUCAGUAUUCUCAUAGAUUGAAAGUAAAUGUGGUGGGAGCUGAAAAUGUGACGAAAGGAGCAUUUGGGGAUUUAUUGGACACCCCAGACCCUUAUGUGGAACUGUCCAUACCAACCACACCAGAGUCGAGAAAACGAACACGCCACAUAAAUAACGACAUUAACCCAAAGUGGAAUGAAACAUUUGAAUUCAUACUGGAUCCCAAUCAACCCAAUGUUUUGGAGAUGACACUGAUGGACGCUAAUUAUGUCAUGGACGAAACUCUGGGCACAGCUAAAUAUUCCCUCUCAAAGCUUAAAGUGGGGCAGACAGAGCAUGUGACCCUAUCUAUUGGCAAGACGACAAAAGUGUUCCUCGACUUCUUCUUAGAAGUGUGUGCGUCCACAGAUCUGCGCUUCAGCAUGGCACUGUGUGAUCAGGAGAAACUCUUCAUGCAGAAGCGCAAGGAGAGAGUUAUGCUCAGCAUCAAGAAGCUUCUCAAAAUGGAAAACCCACGCUUCCUUCCAGCCUCUCCUAGAGAAGUUCCCACCAUCGCCAUUUUGGGUUCUGGAGGUGGUUUCCGUGCAAUGGUUGGCUUCUCUGGUGUGAUGAAGGCUUUGUAUGAAUCUGGGGUGCUUGACUGUGCAGCAUACGUGGCAGGACUUUCUGGAUCAACAUGGUAUAUGUCUAUGCUGUACUCGCACCCUGAGUUUCCCGCUAAAGGCCCAGGGGAUAUUAAUAUGGAGCUGAUGAACAGAGUCAGCAGUAACCCGCUCAAACUGCUGCUGCCCCAAAACAUCAACCGCUACGUUAAAGCGCUGUGGAAGAAGAAAUCGGCUGGACAGCCUGUCACCUUCACUGACAUCUUUGGGAUGUUGAUCGGAGAGACUCUUAUUCCAGGGAGAAUGGACACUAAACUGAGCUCCUUGCAGGCGAAAAUUAAUGAAGGUCAGAGCCCACUUCCUCUCUUCACCUGUCUGCACGUCAAACCUGAUGUCUCUGAACUCAUGUUCGCAGACUGGGUAGAGUUCAGCCCGCAUGAGAUUGGCAUGGCCAAAUACGGCACCUUCAUGUCUCCGGAGCUGUUUGGGAGCAAGUUCUUCAUGGGCAGCGUUGUGAAACAAUACGAGGAAAACCCCUUACAUUUCCUCAUGGGUGUAUGGGGCAGUGCUUUCUCCAUCCUCUUUAACCGGGUUCUGGGGGUGAAGGAGACAACCAGCAGUAGCACAAUGGAGGAGGAGCUGGAGCAAAUUAAACCCGAGCAUAUUGUGGGAGAUGAUUCAGCAGAUAAUGAGGAGGAAACUCAAAGGGGAGGCACAGAGAGCACAGAGGCAGAAGAUGAGCGGCAGCGUCAUGCCCAGGCUAGCUGGGUUCAGCGCAUGCUGACCUCAAUAAUGGGGGACACCACCCUGUUCACCACACGUGAGGGCCGUGCCGGCAAGGUGCACAAUUUCAUGCUGGGACUCAACCUAAACUCUUCCCUGCCCUUCUCUCCCUUCGGCUGCCUCAUGAACCAGACCUCAGUGGAUGAGGAGGUUGAUGCUGUUACAGAUCCCGACGAGUUUGAGCGAAUCUAUGAGCCCCUAGAUGUGAAGAGUAAGAAAAUCCACAUAGUGGACAGCGGUCUUACCUUUAACCUGCCCUUUCCUCUCAUUCUGCGGCCACAGAGAGGAGUUGACCUCAUCAUUUCAUUCGACUUCUCGGCCAGGCCCAGUGACUCCAGCCCGCCAUUCAAAGAGCUACUGUUGGCUGAAAAAUGGGCUCGUAUGAAUAAGCUGCCAUUCCCUAAGAUCGAUUCGAAAGUAUUUGACCGAGAGGGUCUGAAAGAGUGCUAUGUGUUCAAACCCAACAAGGGAGACAAGUGCUGCCCCACCGUCAUUCAUUUAGUCUUGGCCAACAUCGACUUUCGGAACUUUAAAGCCCCAGGAGUUCCCAGAAACACAGACAAGGAGAUAGAGUUUGGCGACUUCGACAUAUUUGAUGAUCCAGCCUCUCCCUUCUCUACUUUCAACUUCCAAUAUUCCAACCAGGCCUUCAAGAGGCUUCAUGACCUCAUGGAGUUCAACACGCUCAACAACAUUGAGGUUAUAAAAGAAGCAAUUAAAGACAGCAUUCUGCAGAGAAGAGAGAACCCCUCACGCUGCUCGGUUUCCCUAUCACUCAAUGAGAUUGAAAACAAGAAGUUCCUGAAACGAGAUACCAGCAGUGCAAAACGACACACCUAAUACAUAGCUGCAAAAAGCUAUGCAAAAGCCUUGAUGUCUGAGAAUUCAUCGGUCCACUGGUGCUGGUUCUCAUUCAGCCAUUUCAUGAGAAUCACUGAGCAGAUUCAUCAGGCAAGACUGGAUUGACCUUAUUACAGGGUCAUUUUUAUGCUGCAUUCCAGACAACUUUGAAUUCUCCCACCUCCUACUUAAAGAUAAUCACUGGAAAGGGGCUUUUGGUCAGACUCCCGUUUCUUACCAACCAGGGUUAACUAAAAUUAAACCAAUGAUUCUAAAAUAACACUGUUACAAACCCCAACUCCAAUAAGAAGCACAAUUUGAUGUCAUUACCAAAAAAAAAUUGCAUUCUGUUGGUUAUUUUGAAGUAGAGGUGGACAAUUCCAAAAAUCCAGGUUGUCUGGAACGCAUCAUGACUGGAAUGCUGUAAUGGUGGGAAAUGGAAAAUUUCAGUUCAAGUCUUCCCACCUAAGACUUCAUCUAGAAUGCAGCCGCAGGAACACAGGAUCUACAUGCAUUUUUUUGGUUUUCUGCACUAAUUUUGGGGGAACUUCUAUGGAAUAGAUUUGAAUAUGUGACCCUGGACCACAAAACCAGUCACAGGUAGCACAAGUAUAGCCAACAAUACACUGUAUGGGUCAAAAUGAUAAAUUUUUCUUUUAUGCCAAAAAUCAUUAGGAUAUUAAGUAAAGAUCAUGUUCCAUGCAGAUAUUUUGUAAAUUUCCAACCAUAAAUAUAUCAAAACUUCAUUUUUGAUGAGUAAUAUGCAUUGCUAAGGACUAACUCUGGUGUGGGGUAUGCUUUUUCAGCGUUCACUGGACUUGUAUAGAGUCCCUGCACUCUGGAAAAGAUUGGUGAUUACUUCAAUCCCAAAAAAGCCCCAUCCUUUUGAGAACAAUGAUUUUAGACCCGUAGUACUAACUUCAAUUGUAAUGAAAUGCUUUGAGAAAUACAUUGUGUCUAUAUUGAAAAGUGAAGUAUCCUCAAAACUAGAUCCAUGGCAGUUUGCUUAUAAACGGGGCAGGAGUGCGGAAGAUGCAGUAGGGAGUAUUAUCCAUUUAGUUUCUAAACAUCUGGAGGACUCAAAGGAAUAUGCACAUCUUCUUUUUAUUGAUUUUAGCUCAGCUUUUAACACUGUGCAAGCGUAUUUAUUAUUGGAGAAACUGAAACACAUGGAUGUAAAUCCUUAUAUUAUAAGUUUUUUUUUUUUCUUUCUUAAGGGGUAGAACCUUACAGGUUAAGGUCAAUAAGAUGAUCUCUGGCUUACAAUACAUUAAUACAGGAGUACCUCAAGGGUGUGUGAGUUCCCCAGUUAAUUUCACAUUAUACACAGCAAAAAUAAUAAUAAUCACAUUGUGAAAUUUAGUGACGACACCGCUAUCCUUAAUUUAUUAAAUAAAGAUCAAGACAUUUUGUCUUACCACUCUGAAAUCAGUAAGUUUAUAGAGUGGUGUGAUGCCCACUGCCUAAUUGUGAAUGUGAAAAAAACUGAGGAGAUGAUUUUCGAUCCGAAGUCAAUUGGUGACCAUGGCCCUGUAUAUAUUCAUGUUCCAAUCACACAGGUGUCACACAGUUUUUGAGAAGGCUCAGACUUUAUGGUGUCAGUAGCAGGAUCAUGAUGUUGUUUUAUCAAGCUGUACUAGAGAAUGUGAUCAGAUAUGGAAUAUAUUUUUGGUACGGUAAUUUGACAGUACAGUUGAAAUCUAGGCUUGGAUGUUUUCUUCAAACAGCCAUGAAAACCCUCUUUAUCGCCAGACUCUGUAUGAAAAGUCUAUGCUGAGGGAGGCAGAUAAGAUUUUGCAUGAUACAACACACAUCUUGAACUGUGAGUUUGUAAUGCUGCCAUCAGGUAGGAGGUUAAGAAUUCCAAGAUGUAGAUCGGUUCAAGAACUCUAUGGGUAAUGAAAGGUUCAUAUUUUGGUUUUGGGAGUCCCCAACAACAGGUUGACAUGCAUGCAAGGUCAAAAAUCACUUUCAUUGUCUUAUGAUAUGCAUUUAUUUUUUACCGUAUUUGCUCAAUGACUCCCAAACGAUACGCUCAAUGAUUAAUUUUUCCAAAUCCCUCCUUUGCUUGCCGCUAAUCUGUCCCAUUGGUCUCAUUUUCAUUUCAUAAUGCCUAAUAAAGCAGCGUUUGUAAGCACAGUGCUGCUUUGUGUACAGCGUUACCGGGGAAACAGCUAUUUUUACCGCUCCAAAAGCGGCACCUAGCGACAAAGAAUGAAUUUGCAUUUUCAUUCAGGCCAACACAAAAAGAGCAACAAUUGGGCGGGCAAUAUGCUAAUGUUUCAUGUUGAUGUCAACAUGAAAGGGCUUGGGAUUUUUUUUUUUUUUUUUUUUUUACGACAAUGAUUUUUCAAUAAUUCAGAGUCGACUCUAUAACUUUCUACAUGGUGCACUUUCAGAUUUGUGCGAAACUGUGCAGGAUGUGUUCAUUCAAUUAGAGCUGUGUUACACACUGCAUGACAGGUCAUUUUCAAAAAUCCAUAACAGGGACACUUUAAGCUAUUAUAUAACAUUAUGUAAGUUUAUGUAUUUAUGGAUUAUUUAUUAUUUUUUCCCCCUUUUCUUUUCUUACUGUUAUAUGUUUUGUGUGAUGUGGUGGUUGUAUUUUUGAGCCUAAGACAAAUUUCCCUCAGGGACAAUAAAGUUAUACCUUUACCAUUCGGAUAACUUUAAAGGCGAUUUUUUCAAUAUUUAGAUUUUUUGCAAACUCAGAUUCCAGCUUUCAAAUGAUGAAUAAAUCUGAAUUUCAAGAAAAUUGGCCCUUAUGACUGGUUUUGUGGUCCAGGGUCACAUAUGGUAAAAAUAGUUGUGUAUGGUGAAAUGAUCUGAGAUAUGAGAGUACUGCACUCUUAUUGGUCACUGAAAACAUUAUCAAAUUAGCCAAAAUGCUUAAUAAACAAACACUAUUGGCAGGGGCCAUGAAGAACUUUACAACAUUCAAAAUCAGGACCAUUCAGAACAUUCCCAACUUCAUUUCCAAACGGUUCUUGAAUCUCCAUGUUAAAGUGCUUACAAAUCUGUCCGUGUACUUCUCUAUGGGUUCCAAGGAGCCAAGUACUGGCAGCUUUGUUUUCACUUGACAUUUUAGCAGUAAAUACAGUAAUUUACAGUCUCAGUGUGGCGGCCUGAGCCUCAGCACACACUGUUCCUCAUGUGUUUCUGCCAGUGUGAUAAGAAAACAAUUUAUGUUCUCCAUUCAGUUCUACUGUGACGCACCUAUGACCAGUAGAUGGUCGAUGGUUAGCUUUGCCUUCAGGACAGGAUUCAUCUCAUACUUUAGCAAACGAUUCAUUGCUUAGGAACUGGAUUCAGCUGCAUCUAUUUAUUUUCCUUUUCAAAUUUCAUCUCCUGCCCAAGGGGUGAAAGGCAGAAGGUAAAAUGCCAUUUUACAACUCCCACGCAGGUCUCCACAUCAUUGUAAAGCAUCAGGAACAAUGACGUGAUGGGACAUGUUGUGAAAAUCUCAUUUCCUGUUUGCAUCAGAUAUAUUUGUGGCACAUACAGAUCUAACUUCACACAUAAUCAUUCCUCUGGUUUACAUAUACUUUAUGAUGCAAUUGUAUACAAGAUUAUUUAUUUGUAUGCUUAUUGUUCAGCUAUUGUGUUUUCAAAUUCAUUUUACGAUUUAGACGUCUCAAAAUCAAACAUUUGAAGAAAACGUCAAUGAGAAAAAAAGUGCUAAAAGCGGAACAGUUGAGCUCAUUCAUAAAACUGAACUGAGGUUAGAAUAAAUGUGGCAGGUAGAUACCGGAAAGACAGGUUGUGUGGUAAAAAUAGACCUAAGCAUUAGAGUGCACUUUAGGUCCAAAAUAAAUGUCUAUUAUUAUUACAAACUCCUUGCUGUUUGUGUUCUAUACACUUAGAAUUUGAUCUAAUCAUUAUGUUGCAAAUUAUAUUGUGUUUAAAAGUAGGAAUGUAGCCUACUGUAUUUUUGUAUGAUUCAUGUAUACACAGUAGUUAUCUGCCAUGUAUAUUAAGUAAUGUUACUAGCCUGUGUAGUGUUGUGCAUAAACAUAAUAAAAGGAUAUUAAUGCCGA
Cyprinus carpio (common carp) is the source of this 6820-nucleotide messenger RNA. Its product is annotated as cytosolic phospholipase A2-like. The record is from RefSeq and is a predicted model, not a curated record. Gene Ontology annotation, cellular component: endoplasmic reticulum; Golgi apparatus; nucleus. Lineage: Eukaryota; Metazoa; Chordata; Actinopteri; Cypriniformes; Cyprinidae. Gene Ontology annotation, molecular function: calcium-dependent phospholipid binding; calcium ion binding. Gene Ontology annotation, biological process: glycerophospholipid catabolic process.